CUUCAACCUUCAAAGCACCUUGCCCCAAAAAAAUCCAUGGCUGCCAAGGUCACCUCAUCCUCAUGCUUUGCUUUCCUAAAGGAAGCGCUGAUCCUGCCCACGCUAAACCCCAAGCUCUUCGCGCCGGUGCUCCUCCUCUUUGCCGUCACCGCCUUCCUUGACUCCUUGGACGAUGUCGUGUUCGUCCAGCCUCUCGUCGACGACAUGGGCAGCCGUCUCAUCGCGGUCAACAGCACCGACCCCUUGGGCGCCGAGUACACCAAGCUCACGGAGGAGACAGAGCCAGGCGGUAGCGGUACAAAGCUCCUCCUCAUCACCAUCGCCCAGCUGGUCGUCGGUGGUCUGGCGCUCGGCCUCGUCAAGCAGAUCCUCACCCUCUUCGCAGCCUCCACAACCUACUCCGGCGACCGCUACUCGCUAGCAGAGCUCCUGCGUGAGCUGGUCAAGGGGAGGAUCAGCGUGAAGGGCCCUUCCGUCACCAUCGCCGUCGUCGACGCGCUUGACUUCGCAUCGGCGGUCCUGGCCGCGCUGAUUCCCACUCCCGCCCUGAUGGGCGGGCUCUCGGGGGUGCUCUCCGUCCAGGGUCUCGUCUCCCACCUCGCGAACCACGUCUCCCUCUGCUUCACCGUCGUCGCGCUGGUGGGCGUCACCGCGUCGGCGGUCGACAGGAGGUGCAGCGGCGUGCGCGCGCUCCGGCAGGCGUGGCGGCUCGUGACGCGGGUGAGGAGGAAGGAGGGACUCGUGCUGGUGCUCAUGGCAUACCUCGGGCCUACCGCCGUGGCUCCGCUGCACGGGUUCGCUCUUGGGUAUGCCAAGAGGAGCACGGCGGCGUGCUUGUGCUUGCUGGCGGUGUAUGGCCUUCUGUCUGGCGCGCAGGAGCACUUCUCCUUGGCGGCGGCCACGGUGUACUACUACCAAGCCAUGGAGAGCAAGGAGGUGAUCGAUGCCUUGUGCUUACUAGUAAGCGUGCAUGUGUAACACACGUAUAAUCAUAGCUAAGAAUUUCCUCCUUCGUCACAAUUAGGAGACAACUAUUUAAAUAAAAUAAGAAAUCUCGUAAUCAUAUGUAUAUGUCACAUAUCAACAGCAAUCAAUUGGUUGAACUUCUCCAUAGAGAAGAUAGAGGCAUAGGCUAUUUAGUCUAGUAUAUAGUAA
Molecule: messenger RNA, 1155 nt
Organism: Triticum dicoccoides
Lineage: Eukaryota; Viridiplantae; Streptophyta; Magnoliopsida; Poales; Poaceae
Exons: 1
Coding region: 37-978 (313 amino acids)
Source: RefSeq, a predicted model, not a curated record